AUGUUGACUGGGAAGCCUCUCAAUGUGCAACCUAACUUUGCUCAGCUAGUGCUACUCUACUCUUUCUUUUGGCCUGAUCUCGUAAAGAAAGGAAGGCUCAUGAAUGACCAAUCCCGGGAGGAAGACCAUUAUUCUGCUUCUGUUGAGGUCGAAACAAGGGAUCAUAUCAACCUAUUGAAUCUAGUAUUUAUGAAGCAUUUCCAGUCAAAGAGGGGAAUAGAUCUCAAUCGAGAGGGUGAGCUGCGGGCUCAUGCCACUCACCUUCACCAAAUGAAGAAAAGACGGGUUCUAGGGGUCCUUCUCAGGCAUGUGAUUCAGGCUCGUCAGGUCAGGUGGUGGGACAUGAAAAAGUAUAGAGCAGGGAGCCCAGGAAGAGGAGCUGCAAGAGAGACAAAGGCUUUCCAGUCCUUUCCUUUGACAGCGACUUAG
Molecule: messenger RNA, 429 nt
Organism: Ilex paraguariensis (yerba mate)
Lineage: Eukaryota; Viridiplantae; Streptophyta; Magnoliopsida; Aquifoliales; Aquifoliaceae
Source: the annotation of a GenBank genome assembly